AAGCACUUCAUUAACGUCGAUAGUGUUUGGAAAGCAGGAAAGAGAAGAUGGAAAAUACAUUCAGAGCUAGGGAAAACCCAACAGAAUAUGGGAACUAGGAAGUAGAUGAUUUGUUCUAAACAUAUACAUCAGCAGACAAUGUGAAGCAAAUGGCAUUUAUUUCAGAGACUUACAAGCUUGAAAAAGAUGAAAGCCCGAUCAUAAAAACAAAAAAUCAAAUCCACCUGACUCGGGAUUCCGAAACUGAAGAUGGGCUACCGGUAUUACUUGUUGAAGAACCGUCACCCCAUCUUAAAUGUACAGUUUGUAAACAUUUGUACCUUGACCCUGUUAUUAGUGUUAAAUGUGGCCACACGUUCUGCAGAAAGUGCGCUUUCAGAAUCACCCGCUGUCCAAUAGAUAGUCAACCGUGUGACACAACACAACUCGUCGUCAACAGAAUUGUGGUCGGACAGAUUGAAGAUUUGCUUAUCCACUGUCGGUAUGGUGUGACUAAGACUGACGGAGGCUUUACCUCGGACCCCAGUGGCUGUCAGGAACACAUUGUAAUUGGUAAGAGAGAGGAACAUGAAGCUAACUGUGUGUAUGCCCCUGUGCCGUGUCCAAACAAUGCUGGUCGAUGUGGCAGGUUUAGGAAGUCUGAACUUGACCAACACCUUGAGGUGUGUCACUUCACACCAUGUGGACACUGUGAAAAAGGAUGUGAGUUUGUGGGCACUGCUGAGGAAGUUCAUAGUCAUGAGGACACUACCUGUGGAUACAGGGGUCUCCAGAAGAGUGUUAGCUUUAAAGAUUUCCAUCAGCAGAACCGUAUCUUGGAGGAGAAUAACAAGGAACUGAGGGAGGAAGUUGGUUUGUUGACACAGCGAGUUGAGUUAUUGGAGGGAGGGAGAGAGAAUAUGCAGAAACAGCUCACAGCAUGCACAAGUAAUCUACUGGCCCUACAGCAGAAGUAUGAACAGCUACAGGGAUUGGUGGAACAGAUGCUGAGUGGGGGAAGAAAUCGACGGUCAACAGGGUCUCCGGGUAAUUCCCAGGAGGCUGCAGCCAGACACCGUUACAAUAGUACAAGUACUGCAGUGAUGGUUAGGUCCCCUCCAGGCUCCCCACUCAAGGUGGAAGAUUGGCAGAUGCCUUUCCAGUUCAAGUGCAUUGGGACAUUGAGGGGACACAAAGAUGUUGUCUGGUGUCUUGCCACACAGCGACAGAAGCUGUGCAGCUCUGGAGCUGAUGGUCUAGUGAAGGUUUGGGACAUGGAAACCCUUUCCAAGGGCUGUAUCAAAACACUUGAGGGCCACAGUAAAGUGGUCCAUACAAUGGUUGCUAGUGGAGAUAUUUUGUACACUGGUGGUAGUGACAUGUCCAUCAGGGCCUGGAAUAUGGAGUCACUCUGUGAGCAUUCCAAUGUUGAGAACGCUCAUGACAAUAUAAUCACAGCCAUGGUGCUAGUUUGCGACUACCUCUUCUCUUCAUCACAUUCCGUCAUCAAGGUCUGGGAAGCAAAGACACUGACACACAAACACACUGUAUCAGGACUACACCACUGGGUGAGGGCUCUGUGUCUGAAUAGGGCAAAGGACCGUCUGUACAGUGGGUCACACAACACAAUAGAUAUAUGGGACACAACUGGGACAUUUGACCUGAAGGGGAAGAUUGACCACGACUUUGGGUCAGUGUACUCUCUGGCCAUCACACAUCAGUACGUCAUUGCAGGUACCUACAACCGACUCAUACAACUGUUUAACAUCGAGUCACAUGACCAUAUUGGGUCAUUUAAAGGCCACAUCGGGACAGUAUCCAGCAUUAUAGCAGCACCCUCAGGGAGAUUUCUGUUUUCUUGUUCCACAGACAAGUCUGUAAUGGGACUUACAACCAGAACAUUCAGGUGUUUCGACAUAGAAACCAACCAGCAUACCAGAUCUUUCCAGGGUCACAUCGGCACUAUAAAUAGUCUGAUAUCCUCCCGUUCAGGCUGUUUUCUCUUCUCGUCCUCGAUUGAUAAAGCCAUACAGAUAUGGAGCCUUGAACUGAUGCUGCCUAUCCAGAAUCUCAAGCGACACGAAGGCAGCGUCAACACCCUCGCUCUGCUAGGAGACUAUCUCAUAUCAGGCUCAGAGGACCAUGAGAUCAAGGUUUUCAAAUAUUUCCAGAUGCAAAUGGGCUUUGCACUACAGACUUAGGAAAGUGAAUGUCAUUUGGUGCAAGGUCAUAACAGGCUCGAUUGUGAUGAAGGUCAAAGAUUCUACAGAAGUCAAGGUCAUUAUACAAGUACAAUGUAGUUGGAUGUGACUUUAUAGAUGUUGCUGAACAAUACAUUUUAUCUGAGAAAAGUGCUCUUAGAUUUUUUUGAUUAUAUAAUAUUUAUAAAAAAAAAACCCAAAGAAAACUGUAUUUCAAAGGUUUUGGUAUACAUGUAGUUGUCUGACCAAAACUGGGAGAGAUGCAUUAUAAAGAUGAGGACCAAACAACUUGGUUCAGAGAAGGUAUAGUCGGACCACCAUGACCUGCUGACAUUACCAUACUGAUGACAGGUGGAUUGGAAUUUAUUUCUUUUAGAUGCAUUUACAUUUAUUUUUCAAUUAUGGAAGAAAUUAUUGUAGGCAAGUUAUAGAUAUAAAUAUAGAUAUAAAGAUAUAUAUAGUUAUGAUGCCCCAGGACUCUGGCACUGUAUUGGAUAUACCUGAUAACUGAACAAUGCGUGAUGAGGUCACCUGCUGUAUUGUUUGUAAAGGUCAAAAUGAUAGGUCAUGUGGUCAGAUUAUAUUGAAUUGGUCAAGAUUUAAAAUUAAUAUAAAAUUUAACUCCAAAGGUAACUUUCUUUGUACUUGUGUGCCUUGCUGAUAUCAAUUUUAGUGUAGUAAAACUACAAUCAGGUAGGAAUCUAUAAUCUAGUAGAGGAGAAGACAUGAGUGGCUUCUCUUCUUUUGUUAAUUUCCUAAGUGUUUUGUAGAUACCACUGGGAAAUAUUUUGAUGACAUGAUUGUUAUAUUUAAAAUAGGACUGUUAUUACAUGUGUGUAGCAAAUAAUUACUAUAAUAUUACUCAUUUUAACUAUUGUGUGAAAAUUAUGUGAACUAUUGUUAUAGUUAUUGUUUUCAUUAGAAAUCUGAUGUGAUAUAUACAAUAUAUAUUUAAGGUUAACAAUAGUGUUUUUUUACCAACAGAUACAAAGAUGCCCUCAUACUAGAGGGUUCUCACUCACCAUACUUCAUUCAUUAUUUUAUUAUUUUUUUUAAUUUUUAUAAAUCAUUCUUUGUUUUUUUGGGCUUUUUUCAUUCCAGAUAUUAAUUUUCAUUUACAACAAUAGUGUUAAAUAGUUUUUUUGUUUAUGUUUUUUAAAACCACUUUGGUGAUGUUGUGUUAUGUGCCUUUCAACAUAAAAUAAAUUGAAUUUUAUUUUCGUUUACUAAUUAAAAUAUGCCUAAUAAAAACUUGUGUAACUGUGCCUUAAUACAGGCACCAGUUCAAAUGAUUUACGUUUCACUGUUGAAUAAGUAGCUACAUACCUGUUGCUACAUGUAAUUUUAUUGAUCAAAAUGAUUUACAUUGUAUAUUUUUCAUCUUUUCAUAUGAAUAUUUUAAUUGACAAUUUAGGAAAUCUCACAAAUUUUUCUUCAGCUUGUUCACAAAUUAUCUGAAAGUGUAUGUCCCAUUCUGUCUGUGAUAUAGGUACAAUGAACGUAUUUACCUACUUACAUGUAAUUAACCUUCAUUUUGACAGAUCCAUUACAUAUAAUAUAUAAAUUGUAUUGAUCUACCUUUGACCUGCAUAUUUCCAUUAAUUAGUGCAAUAUUGUUUCAUUAUUUUCUUAUUAUUUACAUGUAUUGUAGAGGUAACAAUAACAUUGUAUCUCAGUAUAGAACAGAUCACACCACUAGUUGUACACGAAAUAAUUUACCACAUCACAGUAGGUUUGUACCUAGCACACACCUUGUAAAACGCUGAACACUUUACAACAGCUUCAUAGGUUUGGACCAAACUAAACUGCUGUUUACCCCCAGGUAAUUAAAUUUGACUCUAAGAUAUGUAGCACUCAGUUUGUAUUGAAAGGUGCUGAUAUCAUUUGUACAAUCAUAUUGUUGUAUAUUGAGUAUUAUGGUUUAUAUGCUGUUCAAGUGGUAUGAUGCUACAAAGCAGCACACCUUCUGACAGGUUUAACAAGUGCUAGCACUAACAGAUGUAAGCACCAACAGGUUUGACAGGCGUUAACACUAAAAGGAUUUACAGGUAUUAGCACACACAGGAUUAGAAUUACAGGUAUUAGCACAAACAGGAUUGGAAUUACAGGUGUUAGCACAAACAGGAUUGGAAUUACAGGUGUUAGCACAAACAGGAUUGGAAUUACAGGUGUUAGCACAAACAGAAUUUACAGGUGUUAGCACAAACAGAAUUUACAGGUGUUAGCACAAACAGGUUUUACAAGUGUUAGCACUAACAGGCUAUUCAGGUGAUAUCACUAACAGGUUUUACAUGUGUUAGCACUAACAGGUUUUAAAAUGUUAGCACUUGACUAGCAGGUUGUAUUAUAAAUGUGUCUUCCAUCAACUAAAUAGUUUGAAGGUGGUAUGAUGGUGCUAUACAUGUUUUGUUAUAUUUAGAUUUAAGAAAGUGCAACAAAAUCUUAAUGAACAAAUUAUGAAGGUCAAAUUCAAAUAUAACAAUAAUACUAACAAAACUGUAAAUAAAAGAAUAAAUUAAAACAAAAUAAAGAACAGGAUCCUAACAGUGACAAAAUUGCUGCUGCAUCCUAGGAAACUAAAAAAAAAUGUUUGUGAAACAUGCACCUUCCUGGUGUUUUGAAAAUGGAGCUUAAAAUCAUCUGACCAAAAACGUCUUACCUCAGUUUAAAUAGACAUGAUUAUUAACAAAUAAUAAUUAAAUAUUCUGAUUCACCUGGCCGAAUUUGUCAUGUUAUAAUGAAAUAUAAAAUAAUAUUGUGAUCAAGAAACUUGUUUUAAUUAGCGAUAUGGUUAUAUUUGAAUUAUUCUGCUUUUUAUAUCAAUGUUAUUUGUGUAGCAAGAAUUUAAGUAUCUAUGGACACUAGAAAACGAAACUGUGACAUUUCAUGAAAAAUCUGGUAGAACUUGGUGUAAUUAAGUGUAUUUUUUGUUUGUUGUGUUAUAAACUUAUAAUCAUGUGCAGCCAAGUUUGACUGCAAAUAAUCAUAUAUGUGUGUCCUGAUGUAGCUGAAAAUUGAAAGAUCAUGGACGAUACAUAUUCUGCAAAUAUACAAAUCAGAGGUAAUUAUCUCAUAUCACUUAACAUUAUGGCUUUAACCGUAUGCUGUGAAAAAUCGUUAUUUCUCUUCAUGUUAGUGACAACUAAGCAUACAUGUGUUUGAUUACUGGACAGGUAUUUCUGGACCAUUCAUAUUUCUCGUUGAUACAUUACCUUCAGUUUAAUUUUUCUUUGUGAAUUCCAUUUUGAUGAAAAGAUACUCGUUUAUUUACACGAAUGUACACAAAUGAGAACUUGUUCAAGUACUUGUGGAAAUCAUAAUGAUCUCUUAUGAUUAAGAACUAAAAGUUGUCAGUUAUGUUUAAGGGCGAACAUGUUUACUAGAAAAAAUAUUGCUCAAUAAAUUUUCUGUCACAAGAUAUAUUGGAAAUCUGACUGUCAAUAAUAUCCAUUAACAAUACUGAUUUGAAGUAUUAAAGCCACAUACUCCCAAACAACCUAAAAUCCUAGUUGCACACGUGUAUAAUGGCAAUCCAAGAUGCGCAUUCAUGCUCUCCUAACAUUAAAAUGACCACUGGCCUGGACACUUGACGGGGGGGGGGGGGGGGGGGGGGGGGGUGUCCUUGAGACAUCAGUGUAUAAAAAUAACUUGCCGCAUUUAUAUUUAUCGCGAGAUUUGUCACGGAGGCGAGAACGAGGCUAUAACAACGUGCACUGCAUAUAAAACUACACACAGGGCCGUUGUUUACAUAUCGAGCAUACGUGAACUUUGCCUGAUAUAAUGCUUUCAUUUAAACAUAUUAACAGAAUAUUCGCAUAAUAACUGAACAAAAUAAACAUAGUUAACAUUUAAAUACUCAAUUUCAAAAUGAAGCAAUAUGCAUACAACAAAACAUCGAUAAAAUUCUAGAUGGUGAAGUUGACAAUGUUCAAAAGCUAACCAGCAAUCCAAUAGACGUCCGGCAAAAUCGGAAUUCGAGUCUAUUCCCUUUUAUUUUCUCGCUAAGUUCCAACGAUUCAUUUCCUUUCCUAAUGAAAUAUUCGGGUUUUGCCGAUUCCACUCACGUUUGCGUCUACUUUUGGCAGAAUCUGUCUCCGUUUUCCUAGGUCCACGCUUUUGGCGUUCCGCCAUUUUGUUUGGCCUGUAAAACCCGCCGUUGCAUUGUGGGACUAAUUUUCAGAGAAACUUGGUCCGGCAGUUAUUAUUUUUGGGAAUUCUCCGUAUACUUGCAUAAAUUCACACUUUCUUUCAGUUUCUGAUUCACCAUAGUCUGUUAGGUAUAUAUGUAUCAAGUCCGAAAACUGUCAAAAGCUCAAAAUAUAAACAUUGAUAUAUGUUUCUUCGGGAGUAUGUGGCUUUAAAGCUUUUGCAAUAAAUAAUGAAACAUCACUUUCACUAAUUAUAUAUAAGGGAACGUUGCCCCUCUCUCUUUUAGAAAUACGUGAAUACAUGUAUAUAUAUAUAUUUGAUACAAGUUGCCAGGGUUGGGGAGCCCUUAAUGGUUCAAGUGUUUCAGUAUUGUCUCACUGGGUCCACCGUCGUAUAAUUGUCCUCAAGUCAUUGUUCAUCAGUUUUGUGUUGAAGUAUUCAAUCAUUGCUAUUUUCAGCACACUUACGUGGUUAAUUUUACGUUUAAAUCUCCCAAAGAGCCAUUUCCAGAGACAGGACGAGAGAGAACGUGAUGACGUUUUAUAGUCUUGUUCAUGAAUGCUAAUGUUUUAUUAUAUUUUAUAGUGGUUUAUCAUUCCCGACAAAUUAAAAAUGGUAUUAAAAUGUUCAUACUACAUGUAUGUAAAUGAGGAGUGUGUAUUUAUAUAUGGUUUAAGAGAAAUUGUGUCUGAAAACUAAUUUGAAAGAGUGAUACUGCUUUUAUUGAAAAUGUUUUAAUAAAGCUUAUAAUAGAAAUAG
Messenger RNA from Pecten maximus, 7088 nucleotides. RefSeq names its product E3 ubiquitin-protein ligase TRAF7-like. Lineage: Eukaryota; Metazoa; Mollusca; Bivalvia; Pectinida; Pectinidae. The record is from RefSeq and is a predicted model, not a curated record. Gene Ontology annotation, cellular component: nucleolus. Gene Ontology annotation, molecular function: protein binding; zinc ion binding. Gene Ontology annotation, biological process: ribosomal large subunit assembly; Notch signaling pathway. The transcript is spliced from 16 exons. Bases 150 to 2180 code for a protein of 676 amino acids.